AUGGUGCGCUUCGGCGCUCGCGUUGCGUUAUCUGCGAGCUUCCUCGUCGCGGCGGGAUUUGUGGGCUUCGUGCCUGUGUCCCCUCCGCGCUGCCACAAGUCCUUGAUGCCAGCAUCCGUGGCUGAGGCGACUGCGCCUGAGGCGCGACGUGAUGUCCCCACAGGCGUCCCGGUCGUGAUGGCCGUGUUGGCCGGACUCGUCGUGGCUUUCGCAAUGCCCCCGAAGGCGCUGGCUCAGCCGGGUGGGCUUCCGGACUUCUCCGUUGUGAGGCCGGGGUACAUGCAGGGGAUUGACGCUGCAAAUGCCGCAACGAAGCCGGGAGAGAUAGACUUCGUCACCCGUUCACGCAUUGAGGCCGCCCAGUUCCCACAGGCAGUCAAAGAGCUUCAGAAGGAGAAAGCUACCAUCGAGAAGAAUGCCCCCACCAAGGAGGAGCGUCUGCAAAGGUACCGGCAGCAGGCGCAAGCUUACAGUCAGAGUGCGUCAAUUGAGUAG
This is a messenger RNA of Symbiodinium natans, 495 nucleotides long. Lineage: Eukaryota; Dinophyceae; Suessiales; Symbiodiniaceae. The record is from the annotation of a GenBank genome assembly.